This is a messenger RNA of Xylona heveae TC161, 1414 nucleotides long. RefSeq lists its product as hypothetical. The coding region runs from base 64 to 1017 and encodes 317 amino acids. Gene Ontology annotation, cellular component: small-subunit processome; nucleolus. The record is from RefSeq and is a predicted model, not a curated record. The transcript has 3 exons. Gene Ontology annotation, molecular function: small ribosomal subunit rRNA binding. Lineage: Eukaryota; Fungi; Ascomycota; Xylonomycetes; Xylonales; Xylonaceae.
GUGUUCCGGCACAGGCAAGCUACAACAAAACGUGCAAAGUAACGCCUACCACCGACAAUCAAGAUGCGUGGAAAAAGGUCGAAGCAGUAUCGCAAGCUCAUGCAUCAGUAUGGCAUGACAUUUGGAUUUCGCGAGCCCUACCAAGUCCUGGUCGAUGCGCAGAUGGUGCAAGAUGCCGCUAGGUUUAAGAUGGAUCUCUGGCCCGCAUUAGAACGAACAUUGCACGGAAAAGUCAAGCCGAUGAUUACGCAGUGUUCCAUGCGCCAUCUUUACGCCUCCAAAGAAACGCCCCCCGCGAUUGUUGACAAAACCAAGACAUAUGAGCGCCGGCGUUGCAAUCACCACACUCUUGAACAGCCUCUGUCCACACUCGAGUGUCUCUCUAGCGUUGUCGAUCCCAAAGGUAGCCGUACCAAUAAACACCGCUAUGUGGUUGCGUGCCAGGAUAACGAAGUGCGGUCUUAUCUUCGCUCUAUCCCCGGUGUGCCGCUCAUUUACGUCCACCGAAGUGUUAUGAUUAUGGAGCCUAUGGCACACGCAACAGAGCAUGUCAGGGAUAAGGACGAGAAAUCUAAAUUCCGGGCUGGCUUAAAGGGUGCAAGAGGCGCCAUCACAGAUACGCUGAAGAGGAAGCGAGACGACGAAGAGGAGCAGAGCGGGAGCGGAAGCGAGCAAGAAGAGGGAAGAGCUAGGUCUGGCGCGCAGUCUCAAGAGGAAGCCUCCAAAAAGAAGAAGCGCAAGGGCCCCAAGGGCCCCAAUCCACUUAGUGUCAAAAAGGCAAAGAAGCGGCCUGCUCAGGAAAACAACAAGGGUGUGGGCAAGAAAGACAGUGGAGAAGGUGGCACAUCAAACCCUGCCGCAACCAUAAACGAAGAUGGAACACCUGCCGCGCAAAAACGGAAGAGAAAGCGAUCUCACAAGUCUGGAAAAGGCGCUGAUUCGAACGGCCCCGAAAGUGAGGCUCAUGAUGCGCCAUCAGCGUCUGCAGAAGGAGCCGGCGCCGCUGAAGAGGAUUAGCUGUUGUCUGUAUGCAUAGAGGCUUGCAUGGUUAUUGUUGUUAAUAUUGCUUUCUUGCGCGUACAGGAGUUUGGCGGAUAAAAAAGCUUAUUGGACCUCGGGAAUACCGGUCAAGUUUUUUGGGUUAGAAUUUUAAAUGAUUUCCUUGGCCCUGAGGGCAGAGAAUAGACAUAUUUACAUGAGGUUCCCUCUUUCAGGUUGUUGUUAUUACACACCCUCGUCUGAUGACGAAUUUUCGCCCUCUUGCAUCAUAUUACAAGGAAAAUUCAGAUAAAAUUGAAACAAGAAUGAUAUUCUGACAUCUCGCUCUCCCUUUUGUUUGAAAAAUCUAUUGAUAAUCCCAUCUGAACGCACUCCUUGUUCUCCUAGCACAGAAGGCUAAAGAAAAAUACAACGC